UCUAGUUGAAAGAAGAGAGACUUCAAAUCAAACACAUUUCUGAAGCUAAUGGACUAGCAAAUGGGCUUUUUGUAAAUAAAUGUCGGAUUUGUAACCAAUGCCCUAAUUUUAUACACAUUGAUUCUCCCAUACGCUUUCUUCCUCGAGCUACCAGAUCAGUAACAAUGAGAAAGAAGAUGAUGAUUUCUGAUCUUCCACACGAACUAGAAUCGGAAAUACUCUCUAGGGUUCCGACCAAGUCUCUAGCAAAGUUGCAAACUACAUGCAAACGAUGGUACGCUUUAUUCAGAGAUCCGAGAUUCGUGAAGAAGAACUUUGGUAAAUCAGAAAGGAGGUUGAUGUUACAUAGUAAUUUCGGCGUUUAUUCAAUUACCGACGAUCUCCAUGGAAUUCACAACAGCGGUGACCCAUCUCUCGAGUUUACAGGUACUAACCUAAAGAUAUCAGAAGAUUUGAAAAUAACCAAAAUCUUUCACUGUGACGGUUUAAUAUUAUGCUCCACUAAGGAAAACACUAGACUCGUUGUUUGGAACCCACGUACCGGUCAAACCAGGUGGAUCAAACGCAGUGAUUGUUACCGGAGUGAGGAUUUGUAUUGUCUUGGAUACGUAAACAGCAAGUCUUCUUACCAUAGCCACAAAAUCUUGAGGUAUUGCUUUUAUUACAACGACCAGAAUGUUUGUGUUGGUGAAUUUGAGAUCUAUGACUUUAGCUCUGAUUCAUGGAGGGUUCUUGAUGACUGCACUCAUAACUGGGGCUUAUUCUGCAAUGGCAUGUCUUUGAAAGGAAAUACUUACUUUGUUGCUGGAGAACAAGAAACAGGAUUUUUCAUGCUGUAUUUUGAUUUCAAGACAGAGAGAUUUGAGCGUCUCCCUCUUCCGUAUCAAAGUUUUGAUUCUGAAGAAACUGCGGUUCUAUCAGUUGUUAGGGAAGAAAAACUUGCGGUGUUACAGCAGAAUAUUCAAGCGUUGUCAAAUGAGAUGAGGAUAUGGGUCACCAAUAAGAUUGAUGAGGCCAAAGACUUGACGUGGAGCAACUUCGUCUUAACAGUGGAUUAUGAUAGAUUUAGUUUACCAAGUGUGAAUAAUGUGUCAAGCUUCUUGUUGGACGAGGAGAAUAAAGUGGCAUUGUGUUGUGAUAGAGACAUGGAUGAUGAAGAUAAGACCAGAGUCUACAUUGUUGGAGAGACUACAUAUAAAGAAGUUUAUAAAGAGACUAUAAAGGGAUCCCAUUUCAAUUGGCCACUUCUCCUCAGUUAUCUUCCAAGCUUGGUUCACAUUCACGAAAAUCACCCAAAAGACAAAAGAAAGGGAAACAAGAAGAGGUUAGUUAAACGAAUUACUUAGUUUCUUUCUUUCUUCUGGUUUUGGUGAUGUUUCUUUGAGCUAAGAUUAGUCAAUUAUUCAAGGUGUUGUUUGUUUCUAUUUAGUUGAUAAACAGAGUAACUGGAUUAAGCUUUUCUUGUCCCUCUUCUUUUGCUUUUGAAUUUGGAUGUGUUAUCUAGUGAUCUUUACUCAGAUACAUUGUUCUGCUUUUAGCCACGUUCAUAUCUUGGAGAGAGUAUCAUCACGUAAGCAGAAUCUUAUAUAAUGAAACCAUUUGACCACAAGUACACAUACAA
This is a messenger RNA of Arabidopsis lyrata subsp. lyrata, 1621 nucleotides long. Its product is annotated as putative F-box/kelch-repeat protein At3g17540. Lineage: Eukaryota; Viridiplantae; Streptophyta; Magnoliopsida; Brassicales; Brassicaceae. The record is from RefSeq and is a predicted model, not a curated record. Gene Ontology annotation, molecular function: protein binding.